UUCAUUUUUCCUCUCCUAGGAAUGUGAGUAUCUUCAUAGUAUUGCACAGUGUCUACAACUGAUGGUGAGGAUAGAGUCUUACAAACAAGCCUUCUUCAAGAUGGAGGGCAUCACCAGUGUUGUAGCCACAUUGUUGAGGAUUAACAUUGGGUUCCAGCUUCAAUAUCAGCUAAUAUUCAUUUUGUGGCUGCUCUCCUUUGAUCCAAGAAUUGCCGAGAGAAUGGUUGGGAACAAUGCGGUGAUUCCAGUGUUAGCAGACAUUCUGAGGGAGUCAGAGAAAGAGAAGGUCAUAAGAAUCAUUAUUGCAACUAUGAGGGUGAGAAACUAGUGAUUAUUUAAUAGUACGACCUACAGUCAAGUCCUAACCCUUGUCCUUAACCCUUGUUGACUGGAGUCUGGUUAAGAUCACCAAUGCUGAACAGGUCGAAGGGUAGAGACCAGAAAAAGAGUGAUCCACUGGUCCUUGAGGUUGGGGGUUCGGCAAGGACCCUAUCUGUGAAAAUAGAAUUGUGCCUUUUGAUGUGAAGAGGGAUGAUGAUGAUGAUGACGUAUUUACAUGUGUUAGCUAAAAUAAAGACUUUGACUUUGACCAGAUUAACAGGUUUGGUUUCGUUCUUGUCGCCGCUGCUGCUACUGUUAUUAUUAUUGUUGUCGUUGUUGUUGUUGCUG
Molecule: messenger RNA, 669 nt
Organism: Actinia tenebrosa (Australian red waratah sea anemone)
Lineage: Eukaryota; Metazoa; Cnidaria; Anthozoa; Actiniaria; Actiniidae
Product: V-type proton ATPase subunit H
Biological process (GO): proton transmembrane transport
Cellular component (GO): lysosomal membrane; vacuolar proton-transporting V-type ATPase, V1 domain
Molecular function (GO): proton-transporting ATPase activity, rotational mechanism
Source: RefSeq, a predicted model, not a curated record